CGCUAUAGGACUGGGGCUCAAAAGAAAAGACGCCAGCAGGUCGCGGCAGCAUCGAGUUUACACAAUAUGCGCGAGCAGAAGAACAGGAAAACCGCGAUUCCCGACCUAAUAUUUGGCGUUUUCCUAUCUCCGACACACGCAGCAUGUAAAAAUGCAACCGUGCGCCGAGAAACGCGAAGGCUGAGGCCGAACACUGGCUUUGUGUUUUGACCACGAGAAAUGUGGCGCUGCUUCGAGGAGGACUGACGAGACGUUUUUUUAAACAAAUGGAAAAGAGACACUCCGAGCCGUUUGCGUGGAUUUUACGUGGUUUUCCCUUUAUUGAUCCCACCUUUGUAAUCGGCAUGGAGAUUUAAAUUCUGGGAUUCUCCCCUUGCGACUGACUGUUCGAUCAUAAGAGAAGCGGAGAGAGAGAGAGAGAGAGAGUCGGUCGGGAGAACACUGCCUGUCUACCUCGACAUAUUGCUUACCAGGGAUUUAAAUCGUCACGUGUUAGGAACGACAAGGGUUUCAUGCACAUUAAUGUUCGCUGUCUGAUCGCUCAGAAAACCCAUUAGAAGAGAGCAAGAUGAGCACGGAAAGGCCGAAGAGAAAUAUCAUUCAGAAGAAAUUUGAUGAUAACGAUGGGAUUCCCUGGUCAGAGGAGCGAGUGGUGCGCAGAGUGCUCUAUCUCUCGCUCAAAGAGUUCAAGAGAGCUCAGAAGAGGCGCGUUGAUAAUGGAACAGGAAUAAUAAAGCGUUCCUUCGUAAACGGGCAUCUCAAUGGGUCAGGAGUGAAAACGGGACUUUUCGCGAGCGGGUGCAAGCCGGAAAGGCCUCGACGCUCGGCACAGACCGAUAGCGAAUUCUCAGGAGGACCCGUGAGAAAGAGACCCAGGCUGCAAGCACAGAGGAAAUUUGCUCAAUCUCAGCCGAGCUCUCCUCACGUCACUCCGGUUAAACUCCUGGAGGCCACACAACCCAGCCUGAGCCUUCCUCUCAGAGAUCUCACCAAGUGCAAACCCAAAACGGAGGACUUCCUCACCUUCCUCUGUCUUAGAGGUUCUGCAGCAUUGCCCAGUAACAUGAAGUACUUCGGAAGUGCUCACGAAGACGAGGACGCUGAUGAGGAAGAGGAGGAAGAAGGCGACGAAGAAGAGCGAGUGGAGGAGAACGAACGAAAGAAACCGUCUCCUAGUAACGUCACAGCUUCCUGUCAGGUCACUCCACGCAAGAGUAAAGCCUCGAGCAGAGUCGUCACAAAUGGAAAUGUGUUUAACGGGCAUUCCCGGCCGAGCGGGGAACGGGAGAGGAGCCUGAGGGUCAGGGGGAAGGACGGAGCCCAAGCACGGGAGAGAGGUUCAGAAACAACCAGGCCUUCAAGCACACACAAUCUCCGGCCUAGCAAGCCUGCACUGGAACACAAACAGCAGCCGCAUAAAGUGACGCGACCCCAGCGAGCCGCUUCAGCUAACAGUCGGAAGGCACAGAAGGAGGAUUUGCCACCGCUUCCCCUGACCAAAUCUGUGAAAUACCCCAAGGGCCAUGUGACCUACACCAAAGCCAGACUGUUGAAAGAGGCAAAGCUAGAGCUCAGCGCCCCGAGGCGGCACUUAAGUUCACAACACACCAACACACACCUUCAGCACAAGAACUCAGGAAAAGUCCAAAGUGGUCGCAGCAGGACACAAAAACAGUUGCCACCAUCAUCCACAGUCAGACGCAGUGGACUGCGACAAUCGAAGAGGCAGCUGGAGAUGGCGGGGGUUAAACCAAACCAAGCAGGGACUGAAGUAGAGGUCAAGAGGGUCAAGGUGCAGGUCAUUCCUCUGGAUACCCGGAGCAGAAGAGCAGCUCAAAAGACUUUGCAUACGGGAACGAUGGAACUGCGAGUGACGGCGUCGCAGAGACCCAAACGAGCCUCUGCCGGGAAGUUACCGCUCGUCAAACGGACGCAGUGUAAAGCCACAUCUCGGGGCAAGAGCAGCUCCGCUACCUCAGCUCAUCAUCACCACAGUAACGUCCUGAAACCAGCCACAAUUGCCAAACCAGCCAAGCCUCUGAGACCCAGCGAGCCUGUCGAAUCAAACAAUCCUACUGACCCUGGUGACUCACUUAACAUAGCCAAAUCUCCCAAACCAGCAGAGCCCAAAGUCGCUCAGGACAAGGAGCGAGGAGAGUGUGUCAGUUUACCGGAGAUGGCCGAGGUUCCCGUGUUCCACCCAAGCCCGCGCGAAUUCAACGACCCUUUGGUGUAUGUGGAACUGGUACGUGAGCAGGCCGAACCUUUCGGGCUCUUUCGGGUGGUUCCGCCGGCCGAGUGGCGGCCCGAGUGCAAGCUGAAAGAGGAGCUGCGCUUCGUCUCGCACGUGCAACAUGUGCACAAGCUGGGCCGACGCUGGGGCCCUAACGUGCAGCGGCUUGCCUGCAUCAGGAAACACCUGCGUGCCCAGGGCAUCAACAUGGAGGAGCCGCCGUUAAUAGGUGGCUGUGAGUUGGACUUGGCCCGAUUCUUUCAGCUCCUGAAUGACAUGGGAGGCAUGCAGCAGGUGACGGAUCUGAAGACCUGGGGACGUCUCGCUGACCUGCUGGGCAUUCCGCGUUCUGCACAAGACCGGCUCGCCAAGCUGCAGGAGGCCUACUGCAAAUACCUGCUCUCUUAUGACUCAUUGUCUCCGGCACAGCGGGCUCAGCUGGAGAAGGGCGUGCUGACGGAGAAGGAGAGCCUGGAGAGGAGAAACGGGCCGCUGGAGGGACAGGCAGACAUACUUCAACAUGCCGCGAUGCUCCUACCACGCUGCGAACCCAAGAACGGCCUGGUGAACGGCGCUCUUCACCGGAGCGGUGUGCGCGAGCGCCUUAGGGAGCUCGACCCCAUGGCCCGGAAUGGCCGUCAGGGACGGCAGGAGAAGAAAGAAGAAGGCGGUAUACUGACUGAGCUGCACAAAUGCAUAUACAAGGGGAAAUCGUUCUCUCUGACAACUUUUUACCGGGCAGCCAGGAAUACCAUGAAUAUGUGCUUCAGCCGGGAGCCAGACACAGCUGGAGUGGAGCAAGAGUACUGGAGACUUGUAGAAGAAAAAGAAUGCCAUGUUGCAGUGCAUUGUGGGCGAGUGGAUACAAAGACUCAUGGGAGUGGAUUUCCUGUGAGCAAGUCUGAGCCAUUUUCAAAGCAUGGAUGGAAUCUUACUGUGCUUUCCAAUAACUCAGGAUCCAUCUUGCGUCACCUUGGUGCUGUGCCAGGAGUGACCAUCCCCUGGUUGAAUAUAGGCAUGGUGUUUUCUACCUCAUGUUGGUCCAGGGACCAGAACAGCCUUCCAUACAUAGAUUAUCUACACACUGGUGCUGAUUGCAUUUGGUACUGUAUUCCUGCCGAUGAGAUGUCAAAACUUGACAAAGUAGUUCACACACUGCUGCAGGCCAACGGAACCCCCGGGCUCGAGAUGCUGGAGAAGAACAUUAUGAUCUCUCCAGAGGUGCUACGUCGAGAAGGGGUGAAGGUGCACCGGACGGUGCAGCAGAGCGGCCAGUUCAUGGUGUGUUUCCCAGGAACCUUCGUGUCCAAGGUGUGUUGUGGCUAUAGUGUGUCUGAGACAGUGCAUUUUGCCACAGCUGAGUGGAUGAAGUUGGGCUAUGAGGCAGCGAAGGACUUAAAGAGGAGACGCAUAGAGGAACCGUUUUCCACAGAGAAACUGCUCUGCCAGAUCGUCACGUCUGAACCCAGACAGGAAAACAAACAUCUCCUGAAUGCAGCUUCUUCACUGAUCGUAGAUCUCAGGGACACAGAGAUUAGCCAACGGCGGCAGCUUUUUAAUGCCGGUCUCAGGCUUUCUGCCCGUUAUGGAAACCAGCCUGAUGGCGAGUUUCCCACAGAGAGGAAGAAAACGCACCGCACCAGGCUGAGCGAAGACACGGCUGACCGACGCUGCCAGGUGUGCCAGCACCUCUGCUACCUCUCCAUGGUGGUUCAUGAAAGUGAUAACGUAGUGUUCUGUCUGGAGUGCGCACUCCGCUACAUUCAGAAGCGCAGGUCCCCCCGAGGGCUGAAAAUGAUGUUUCGUUACACUGAGGAGCAACUCGACAGUCUGGUAAAUCAGGUGUGUGGGAAAACGUCUGAAAGGGCUGGGGAGAAGCGGAAAGCAGUUUCUUCGAGUGCGCCACCAGCAAAACGAAGUCGCCGGAACAAGAGCCCCUACCAGGCCUCGCUCUCACGCUCUGCCUCGAAAAACACCAAACUGUCUUGACCAAACUGUUCGACCAUUCCCUCCUUCCUGACGUCACACUUCAUGCUGGCUGUCCAGCCCACUCCAGUUCCAGUUCACUUGGCACGUCCCUACGGCGUCUGCGGCGUUGCGGUGGAAAGAUCCGAAACACACACACACACACGUUUAAAAAUGACAUCAUGGGGUACUUUUAUAUUAGAUAUGCAUAGUUAUUAGCAGGAGGCAUUAAAAAGAAUUGAAUGUAUGGGGAGUAAACACAUACACACACUACAUAGUAAGGAACACCGAUGAUAGGGACAGCUGAGUGAGACUGAGGAGCCUGAUCUCUCACACACACACACAAAUCCUUUUUGCACUAGUACUGAGAUUGCGUUUGUUUUUUUCUUCAUUUUUGUUUGAGUAUUUUUGAGUUGUUUUAGCGUUCAAGGUAAAUAUAAAUAUACAUAAAUAUGAAUAUAUCCUAUACUGUACCAUUUGUGUUGAACUGGUGCUGUAGUGUCAAAUCUUCCAUAAGGCCUUCCAGGCUGUUUCUCUCGCGCUCACCCAUGUGGAUAGUUUUAUUUAUGGUAUGAGACAUGUAUGAUCGAGCCCCCUUUAAUGUCAGAUACAAUAAACAAUAGCUAUUAGUAGCCUGAUAUACUGAGAUAUAGAAAUAUAUAUAUAUAUAUAUAUAUAAAUAUGAAUAUAUAAAUAUAUAUAUAAGAAACACCUUUUUUUCUCCCUGUGGUAUAUGAAGGUGUGUGAUUUUGUUAGUGUGUUUUUUUUUUUACUGCACAUCUUCUGAAGGCCUUGCUGAUGCAUUUGGACUCAUUUUCGAAGCACAUUUUGAGGCCUUUUUCCAAACGAAAUUCAAUCUGAAAUGAGCUAGUGUGAUGAUAACUAGAUUAAAAGCUGAUGCCCGGAGCAGUUUGUACCUAUAUUUUAAGCAAUUAAAGCUAUUGAAAUAGUUAAGAAGCACUUUCCCUUUUCACCAUUAAGUCUCGUUCCUCUGGUUCAGCCUUUGUGAUUGGUGAUUAGUGUGUAUGUGUGUGUGUGUGUGUGUGUGUGUGUUAACCACCGAACCCCCCCCCCCACACCACCGUGUAGAAUACUCCCUCCAUCCCUCCUUUACAAAGAAUAUGCUUUUGUUUACAUAGAAUAACUAUUAUAACAUUAGAGUCUAAUGCAAAUUUUUCGAAAUGUUUAUAUGCCAAUACCUUUUGUCAUCUAAAAGGAAGCCUUUUGAGAAAAAGGCGUAUCAGUUUCGAUGAGGAAACCACGAUGAAGAAAAAGCCUUAUUCCCAUGUUGCUUUCUUCGUCUCUAUGAGUUUAGAUGUUCACAGGGUUGCUGUUGUAACAUAUGGGGGAAAACGUGCUGCUUAAUCACUGAAUAAGUAUGUAAUAGUGGUGAGCCCUAGUUUUUUAUCUUUACUUUUUUAUUGAAAGGGGGAAAAAAAAAUCUUUUACCAUGUAGUAGCUUAUCAUAAUGCACUGACUGUAAUGAAGUCCCGUAGUCCUGCCUAGAUGUCUCUCCUCCACACACACCCACCCACCCCUCACCUCUUCCUCCAAAAGACUGGUGUUUGAGCAUAGUAUAACUGAACAGUGUUUCCAAACAAAUGUGGUUGUAAACUUUUUUUAUGGCCUUAAAAUGUUUCCGAUCACUUCUCCCCUGUUUUCUACCGUAAAAUUCUUGCUUGGCUUACUUUUUAUUUAUAAGCGUUGAUUCUCAGUCUUCAAUCUUCUAGUGUUGUUUUGGUUACUGGCCUUUUUUUACUUUUUAGGUUUGUAUAAUUUUGUUGUAAUAAACAAAUCACUGUCAAUCCUUAAAAAAUGU
This is a messenger RNA of Clarias gariepinus (North African catfish), 6017 nucleotides long. RefSeq names its product jumonji, AT rich interactive domain 2a (gene jarid2a). The coding region runs from base 569 to 4222 and encodes 1217 amino acids. The transcript is spliced from 18 exons. Gene Ontology annotation, molecular function: histone demethylase activity; DNA binding. Gene Ontology annotation, cellular component: nucleus. NCBI's taxonomy places the organism in Eukaryota, Metazoa, Chordata, Actinopteri, Siluriformes, Clariidae. The record is from RefSeq and is a predicted model, not a curated record. Gene Ontology annotation, biological process: chromatin remodeling.